GUCAAUAUUUCGCCAAACCUCCAGGCGCCGUCAGUGUGUGAACGGUUACACAGCCUGCCGCCGCGGGCGGAGAACUAGUGGCUAUGCUCAGGGAUCCUGCACGCAUGCGUGGAGCUGGACCGUCAGCGUGCGAGUGACGUCACGUGCGCGCCCGUCUAAACUCUUCCUAGGGUUCUUUCUAAACUGCGGCAGCAAGUUGUCAAAUUCCCUAGUUGAAUUUGCUUUGGACAUCAGUGUGAAGAACUGAUAUGCCACUUGAAUUAAUAAAGGAAGUCAGUGGGGUGCCUGAAGUUCAGCCGCUGAGUAAAUUACGUAAAGUAGAUUUCGGAUCCCUACAGCCAGGUUACAAUUAUAGCAAGAAAUAUAUUCAGGGAAAGCUUUCACUUAUCUCUUCUUUAACUUGUCGUGGAAAUAGAACAGCUGUUUUGCAGAUUGGACUACAAGGACACCAUUGCAGUGGCUAGAUUUAUUGUUUUUUUAGCUUCUUCAUCUAUAGGCAGAGAUGGUAAAUCUUGCAUAUUUUUGAAAGCAUUUGAAGACCUCAAAGCAACUGUUUAUGUUUAUGUCAAAUCUGUAAGAGCUUUUUCUACAGAAUCAAUGUCUUUGGUUCCAGCAACAAAUUAUAUAUAUACACCCCUGAAUCAACUUAAGGGUGGUACAAUUGUCAAUGUCUACGGUGUUGUGAAGUUCUUUAAGCCCCCAUAUCUAAGCAAAGGAACUGAUUCAAGUAUAUAAAAAGGAGACUCAGGGUAUCACCAGCUCUGGCUUUGCAUCUUUGACAUUUGAGGGAACUUUGGGAGCCCCUAUCAUACCUCGCACUUCAAGCAAGUAUUUUAACUUCACUACCGAGGACCACAAAAUGGUAGAAACCUUACGUGUUUGGGCAUCUACUCAUAUGUCACCAUCUUGGACAUUACUAAAAUUGUGUGAUGUGCAGCCAAUGCAGUAUUUUGACCUGACUUGUCAGCUCUUGGGCAAAGCAGAAGUGGACGGAGCAUCGUUUCUUCUAAAGGUAUGGGAUGGCACCAGGACGCCAUUUCCAUCUUGGAGAGUCUUAAUACAAGACCUUGUUCUUGAAGGUGAUUUAAGUCACAUCCAUCGGCUACAAAAUUUGACAAUAGACAUUCUAGUCUACGAUAACCAUGUUCAUGUGGCAAGAUCUCUGAAGGUUGGAAGCUUUCUUAGAAUCUAUAGCCUUCAUACCAAACUUCAAUCAAUGAAUUCAGAGAAUCAGACAAUGUUAAGUUUAGAGUUUCAUCUUCAUGGAGGUACCAGUUACGGUCGGGGAAUCAGGGUCUUGCCAGAAAGUAACUCUGAUGUGGAUCAACUGAAAAAGGAUUUAGAAUCUGCAAAUUUGACAGCCAAUCAGCAUUCAGAUGUUAUCUGUCAAUCAGAACCUGAUGACAGCUUUCCAAGCUCUGGAUCAGUAUCAUUGUAUGAGGUAGAAAGAUGUCAACAACUAUCUGCUACAAUACUUACAGAUCAUCAAUAUUUGGAGAGGACACCCCUGUGUGCAAUUUUGAAACAAAAAGCUCCUCAACAAUAUCGCAUCCGAGCAAAAUUGAGGUCAUAUAAGCCCAGAAGACUAUUUCAGUCUGUUAAACUUCAUUGCCCUAAAUGUCAUUUACUGCAAGAAGUUCCACAUGAGGGUGAUUUGGAUAUAAUUUUGCAGGAUGGUGCAACUAAAACUCCAGAUGUCAAACUUCAAAAUACAGCGUUAUACGAUUCAAAAAUCUGGACCACUAAAAAUCAAAAAGGACGAAAAGUAGCAGUUCAUUUUGUGAAAAAUAAUGGUAUUCUCCCACUUUCAAAUGAAUGUCUACUUUUGAUAGAAGGAGGUACACUCAGUGAAAUUUGCAAACUCUCGAACAAGUUUAAUAGUGUAAUUCCUGUGAGAUCUGGCCACGAAGACCUGGAACUUUUGGACCUUUCAGCACCAUUUCUUAUACAAGGAACAGUACAUCACUACGGAUGUAAGCAGUGUUCUAGUUUGAGAUCCAUACAAAAUCUAAAUUCGUUGGUCGAUAAAACAUCGUGGAUUCCUUCUUCAGUGGCAGAAGUCCUGGGUAUUGUACCCCUCCAAUAUGUGUUUGUUAUGACAUUUACACUUGAUGAUGGAACAGGAGUACUAGAAGCCUAUCUCAUGGAUUCUGACAAAUUCUUCCAGAUCCCAGCAUCCGAAGUUCUAAUGGAUGAUGACCUUCAGAAAAGUAUAGAUGUGAUCAUGGAUAUGUUUUGUCCUCCAGGAAUAAAAAUUGAUGCAUAUCCGUGGUUGGAAUGCUUCAUCAAGUCAUACAAUGUCACAAAUGGAACGGACAACCAAAUUUGCUAUCAGAUUUUUGACACCACAGUCGCAGAAGAUGUAAUCUAAUAUUGCCAUCCAAUUUAGCAUACAUAAAAUGUUGCCACUCAUCAUCCCUGUUUGAGCUUCUUUUCCUGCCCUGAGUUUUGUAUCAGCAAUGUUGAUGAUUUUAGCAUGGGUAUGGGAUUAGAAAAUGUCCUUUCUUUAAAUCUCUUGGCUUUUACUGGGUGCAAGGUAAAUAAUGGCUAUAGAUUUUAUUUUGCUUUCUGUUUUGCUUUUGCACAAACAGACCUGCUUUAACAAGUACUGCUGAGAUAGGUGUUUGUCUGAUCAAGCUACAGUGUACUUUAAGUAGAAAUGGCAAAGUUGCUUUGUUAGGGUGCCGAUACUGAUGAUUUUAGGAUAAAUUCACUUCUUUAAACAUGUAAUACAUGGUUUGAUUGCUUGUUUCUCUCCAGGAUAGUAGAGAUUUCUCUGUUUCACCUCAACCUAAUAAAGUGGUCAGAUUUAUAAUGUUAGUGACUUAAUAUGAUCCUUUUCUAAUAGUCUCCUGUAAAAUAUGCCAGUAUUACAACUUACAACUGAUUGAAUGAGAUGUUAACUUAGUAAAAUAAUUUGACUUUUACCUGACAGUGUUUGUCAAAGUUAAAAUCAUGAAUAUUCAAUUUUAUACAAACAUUUAAUAUAUGUAUAGAUUUGUAUAUGUUAUUUGCCAAAGACAGAUAUAAAUUACCUGGUUUAAUAUUAGUGAAGAAUAAAUAAGUGCACACAUUUCAACUGUUUCAUUUAUUUGCCCUAAGUUGAGCCAAAAAGUGAUAUGAGGCAAAGAAUCAAAGCAGGUGUGGCAAUACAGCAGAUGUUUAGGGCGGCCUACAUCCCAGGUACUGUGCUAAGCACUAAACAUGUAUUUGAUCCUCACAGCAACCCAUUUUUCUGAUAAGAAAUCUGAGGCUUGAUUGAUAAGCUAAGUUCACACAGUUUUUAAAUGCUAGAGUCUGUGCCUUAAUUCACAUAAUCUCUAUUCAGAGCCUGUACUCUUAACCACUCAGGGAUUCUGGAACAGAAGCUAACAGUUUUCUGCAAUGAGUAUUUGACUUAAAUAUCUGCAAUAACAUUGGAAAUAGAUUAUAAGAGGAAUCAGUGUGUUUUUCUAUACUUUCAAAAUACUUUUAACAUCUUAUUGUCAAACAAGGAUUGGAUAACUGAUUUUCUUUGCUCAUAAUAACUCUAAAUUCUAGUUCCUGAGUAUAUUAACACAUCUGUAUACCUAACUACCAAUGUCCCCCAUCAUCGACUAAUCAGCUUGUUUGAGACAAUGAGAAAAACUGAUUUUAUUUUCAGGAAUAUAGACUCUUGGUUCAAAACAUUUUCAGGAAAAAUAUUUUAAAACCCUACAGUUGAACAGGUGUGUUUCUGUGUUGAUGAUGUGCUCAGAAUACAAAGGUGAGAUAAACAUUUUUUCUGCCUUCAGGAAGCACUCAGUCUAGAAGAGUAGAGGUCCAAAGGUGCCAUAGGUUCACACUGUGAGCCUGCAAGAUCUCCACAUUAACAAAGGAAAACUCUUCCUAUGAAUCUUCAUGAUGAUAGGCCAUGUCUCUUUUUAUUUUUUUUUAAAUAAACAUCCACAUUAUCAUGA
Rhinopithecus roxellana (golden snub-nosed monkey) is the source of this 3938-nucleotide messenger RNA. It is a transcript of the gene POT1, whose product is annotated as protection of telomeres 1. Gene Ontology annotation, biological process: regulation of telomere maintenance via telomerase; telomere capping. NCBI's taxonomy places the organism in Eukaryota, Metazoa, Chordata, Mammalia, Primates, Cercopithecidae. Gene Ontology annotation, cellular component: nuclear telomere cap complex; chromosome, telomeric region. Bases 860 to 2371 code for a protein of 503 amino acids. The transcript is spliced from 18 exons. The record is from RefSeq and is a predicted model, not a curated record. Gene Ontology annotation, molecular function: telomerase inhibitor activity; G-rich strand telomeric DNA binding.